CUUCCUAGCACAGCGGCAGAGAAGGAUAUAUAAAGCAACAACCCAUGUACCACCAGAGUUAGGACAGAUCAUGGAUUCUGAAACAUUUGAGAAAUCUCGGCUGUAUCAACUGGAUAAAAGCACUUUCAGCUUCUGGUCAGGACUCUACUCAGAGAUCGAAGGCACACUUAUUCUUCUCUUUGGAGGAAUCCCUUAUCUCUGGAGCCUGUCUGGACGGUUCUGUGGUUAUGCCGGCUUUGGACCAGAGUAUGAGAUCAUGCAGUCCUUGGUGUUUCUGCUGUUGGCUACACUCUUCAGUGCGUUGACUGGUUUGCCGUGGAGCCUUUAUAAUACUUUCGUGAUAGAAGAAAAACAUGGCUUCAAUCAACAGACUUUGGGGUUCUUCAUGAAAGAUGCAAUCAAGAAAUUUAUCGUGACUCAAUGUAUUUUACUGCCCGUGUCUUCACUUCUACUUUACAUUAUUAAAAUUGGGGGUGAUUAUUUUUUUAUUUAUGCUUGGCUGUUCACAUUAGUUGUUUCUCUGGUUCUUGUCACAAUCUAUGCGGAUUAUAUUGCUCCUCUAUUUGACAAGUUCACACCUCUGCCUGAGGGAAAGCUCAAAGAAGAAAUUGAAAUAAUGGCCAAGGGUAUUGACUUCCCUUUGACUAAGGUGUAUGUUGUCGAAGUUUUAUGGCUUCUUCAAGAACAAGCGAUUAGUUUUGUUUGACACUCUGCUAGAGGAGUACUCUAUACUAAACAAAGACAUCCAGGAGGACUCUGGCACGGAGCCCCGCAAGGAAGGAGAAGGGGACAGUGAAGAAAUUAAAGCUAAAGUUAAAAAUAAGAAGCAAGGAUGUAAAAAUGAAGAAGUGCUUGCUGUCCUGGGCCAUGAACUGGGGCACUGGAAGUUGGGACACACAGUCAAAAAUAUCAUUAUUAGCCAGAUGAACUCUUUCCUAUGUUUUUUCUUAUUUGCUGUAUUAAUCGGCCGGAAGGAGCUAUUUACUGCAUUUGGUUUUUAUGACAGCCAGCCCACUCUAAUCGGACUGUUGAUCAUCUUCCAGUUUAUAUUUUCACCUUACAAUGAGGUUCUUUCUUUCUGCCUGACGGUCCUAAGUCGCAGAUUUGAAUUUCAAGCUGAUGCAUUUGCCAAACAACUUGGGAAAGCUCAAGACUUAUACUCUGCUUUAAUCAAACUCAACAAGGAUAAUUUGGGAUUCCCUGUUUCCGACUGGUUGUUUUCCAUGUGGCAUUACUCUCACCCUCCUCUGCUGGAGAGACUGCAAGCUUUGAAAACUACAAAGCAGAACUGAGCUGCCCCGGGCCUGUGACUGAAGACUUUUCUGGUUAUUUCUGUCUGGCAGCAUGUUCCAGCUCUUGAUGUUUUUAGACCUUUUUUUUGGUUGUUUGUUUUUUAAAGAAAAAUGAUUAAUUACAGAAAAGCCCAGAUUUAAAUACAUUUCAUAGCUCAUUUCAAAAUGAUUUUAAUAAUCCAUUCUUAAAGAGAGCACUGGAUGAAAUGUUGAGGCUUGAUACUUUUAAAGCAUCGAUGUCUCUCCUCUUUGACAUCUACUUUCCCCGCCCCUCAGAGAGCACACAGAGCUCGUUCUAUUGGGCCACUGCCCUGGAGUCUGCGCAGGCCGGACGUGUGGUCAGAAGCAGGAGCGCCACCUCUGCAUCCUCUGCCAGGCAGAGACAGCGUCCUGGGCCGUUGAGCUCAGGCCUGUGUUGAAGUCUGUUUUUACCUUCAUGCUAAUAUGAUUUAGCCUGGCCAGUCAGGGUUUUAAAGAAGAAAGAAAGCUAACAGGCCAGUGUUCUUCACAUGAACGUAGUUGGAAAUGCGCCCUGCUGUCCCACCAGAUUUCAGGUACUCUGUUCCCUCUCCCCACCACCGACCAGGGUUUCUAAUAGCGCUUUGAAAUUAGCAUCAGGAAUAGGACGUUUUAAAUCAUUGAGUUAUUUUGUUUUUAAGAAAAUCUCAGUCUUUAUCUCUCUUUCCCUCUGGUGGGCCUGAUCCCAUUAGAGGUAAC
Molecule: messenger RNA, 2009 nt
Organism: Tupaia belangeri chinensis (Chinese tree shrew)
Lineage: Eukaryota; Metazoa; Chordata; Mammalia; Scandentia; Tupaiidae
Gene: ZMPSTE24
Product: zinc metallopeptidase STE24
Biological process (GO): CAAX-box protein processing
Molecular function (GO): metalloendopeptidase activity
Source: RefSeq, a predicted model, not a curated record